AUGCCCGAAGCCACAACCUCGGGGGCCGAUGCCUCUAACGGAUCGUCCGCCCACAACCGCCAGCACAACCAGGGCAACCAGGAUCGCAAAUACACAGUCGAGCAGAAGGCCGCGGUCCUGCGAAUCCGGAAAUGCGAACCCACCGCCUUUUACGAGAUCCUCGAGGUGUCCAAGACAUGUACCGACGCCGAGAUUAAGAAGGCCUACCGCAAGCAGUCCCUGCUGACACAUCCGGACAAGAACGGCCACGAGCAUGCCGACGAGGCCUUCAAGAUGGUCGCGCGCGCCUUCAGCGUCCUGGGCGACAAGGAGAAGCGCGACAAGUACGACCGCUUCGGAACCGACCCGGACAGCAGGUUCGCCAGCGCGCAGCAGCAGAAUCCGUUUGCCGGCUUUGCGAAUAGGGGAGCAGCAAGGGCGCAUCAGGGAGGCAUGUGGGGAGAAGAUGCAGACAUUAGCCCGGAGGAAAUGUUUGCGAGGUUCUUUGGCGGAGGAGGUUUCGGUGGAGGUCCGUUUGGAGCCGCUUUCGACGGAGGGCCGCAGUUCGUCUUCAACUUUGGCGGCGGGCCCGGCAUUCGGGUGCACCAAUUCGGCGGAGGAAGGCCCAGGACUCGCCCUCGGCAGGCUGGACAGCAACAAGAAGGCAACAGCAUGUGGAGCACAUUGAUGAGCCUCUUGCCCAUCAUUGUUCUCUUCAUCUUCCCCAUGAUCUCUUCGCUGUUCUCCGGAGCGACAUCGGGGCCAUCAACACCGUCCAUGUCCUUUGAGCAGGCCAAGCCCCCUUACACAAUGGCCCGUAAAAUGCCCAACGUCAAGGUCAACUACUAUGUCAACCCGAACGAUGUCAGGCAUUAUUCCGCCUCGAAGCUGUACAACUUGGAUCAGAAGGCCGAGGUCAUCUUUGUGCAACAGCUACAGCAACAGUGCGAGAGAGAGAUGGAGGAGAAGCGGCGGUUGAUCGAGGAGGCUCAGGGGUGGUUCCGUACAGACCAGGAGAAGUUGGCCAAGGCCGAGAGGUUCGAGACACCAGCUUGUAUCCGGAUCAAGACCCUUUAUUCACCAGGAUCGAAAUACUAA
This is a messenger RNA of Neurospora tetraspora, 1077 nucleotides long. RefSeq lists its product as uncharacterized. The transcript has 2 exons. Gene Ontology annotation, molecular function: Hsp70 protein binding. Gene Ontology annotation, cellular component: endoplasmic reticulum membrane. Bases 1 to 1077 code for a protein of 358 amino acids. Gene Ontology annotation, biological process: cellular response to misfolded protein. The record is from RefSeq and is a predicted model, not a curated record. NCBI's taxonomy places the organism in Eukaryota, Fungi, Ascomycota, Sordariomycetes, Sordariales, Sordariaceae.